This is a messenger RNA of Rotaria socialis, 615 nucleotides long. Lineage: Eukaryota; Metazoa; Rotifera; Eurotatoria; Philodinida; Philodinidae. The record is from the annotation of a GenBank genome assembly.
AUGGAUUUAAUAGCAUCUCAUCGUAAUUAUCAAUGGCUUUGUAAUAUUAUUACUGGCGAUGAAAAUUGGGUUUUGUAUGUUAAUCAUACGCUGAAGCGUCAGUGGUUAGGUGUUGGACAAGUAGGUGUAACAACGCCCAAAAAUGACCUUCAUCCAAAGAAGAGUAUGCUAAGUGUUUGGUGGAGUGUAAAGGGGAUUAUCCAUUCGGGGCUUCUUCCAGCUGGUUGCAACAUCACUGCUGAUCUUUAUUGUCAACAGCUGGAUUGGAUUGCAGCAAAACUCCAGGGGAAGCAGGAUAGAAUUUAUUUUUUGCAUGAUAAUGCAAGACCACAUGUCACAAAGUCGACUCAUGAAAAGUUAUCAAAGCUUCGAUGGAUUACAAUUCCGCAUCCACCAUACUCUCCGGAUCUAGUACGAACGGACUACCACCUAUAUCAUUCUUUAUCUGAUCAUUUAUGUGAAAAAAAAUUCGACGAUGAGAACGACUUCAAAAUGGAUCCCGUGAGGUUCUUUGGUCAGAAGUCCCAGGAGUUCUACGAACCCGAGAUUCUUUCUUUAUCAGAAUGUUGGCGACAAGUCAUCGACAAUGAUGGAACAUACAUUGUCGAAAGUUAA